AUGGUGGCUCACGGUCGUGCGCGAACUGUGAAACAGUGGAAAAAUCGUCUAAAAUCACGCUCCCAUCGGGCGCUCGUGGUGCUGGAGGUGUUCGCGGUGCUAGUGUUCUUUGCGGGUGUGUUAUUGCCCGGUCAGUGCCAAGUGGAGGAAGUGGAUGACUUCGAGGAUCAUCCACACCAUCCGGAUCGUGAUUUCGAACACGUGCCGGCUCCGAGUAGUAAAGAAAUCAUCACCAAUCACAUCGUGUCCGAUGAUGGAGGCGCCACAGGUGUUUCCGGUGGCACGCACUAUCAGGAUGGAGAACGAGGCCCAAAUGGGGCGUCUGGCCGAUACACGGAGAUUGGUGGUGAUGUGGUGCUGGGCGAGAAGAUCCUGCGGGCAUCCGAGAGUCCUUACUCGCUCCGUACGGACCUGGAGGUGGAACGUAGGGCACGAUUAAUCAUUGAGGCCGGUGUGACGAUUCACUUCGCUCCGAUGGUCGGCAUUACGGUGCGCGGCUCGGUGGUGGCAAUGGGCAAUGCGGAACACAAAAUCACAUUAACCACGUUGCCGAACACCGGAUAUAGCGAUUUUGCGACAGACCCUCGAGAAGCCGGCGUGAGACUUGUGGACGGACCCAGUCCACUCGCCGGACGUUUGCAACUGAUCAACAACGGCAAAUGGCGCUCGGUUUGCUCCAACUCCAAAAACUGGACAAUCGCCGACUACGAGACCACCUGCCGGCAGUUGGGUUUCAAGGGUGGACGCUUCUGGAACUGGAUGGAUCGCAUCCCGAAUUACGAGCCUCGGCUGCUGUACGAGGAACCACGUUGUCUCGGUACCGAAGGAUCACUGUUCGAUUGUGCCUGGAACUCGCGGCAGGUUGGUUCGGGUGUGUGUGACUACCACAGUGACAUCGGGAUCCAGUGUUUGCCGUUGUUCGACCAAGUUACGCCCCAUUGGCGUGGGUUGAAGUUUGAAAACGCAGAAAGCAAGGAGACGCUUUCGUACAACCACGUGCUGUAUGAUUCGAUCUCACUAUCUCAGCUACGCUACGUAGACAUUGUUCGGGCUGGAACUGGACGUGGAGGAUCGGCAGAAGCUGCGAUCAGUGUCCUGGGAGUCCCACCGGUGCUAGAGUUCGUCACGAUCGAUCACUCCUCGUACACGGGCAUCAAUGUGACGAAGCAUGAUGCUGCGUUUAGCUUCCGCAAUGUGAGCGUAUUGCGUAGUCGCGGGUUCGGGAUCUUCAUGAACUCGAGCUACGGAUCUGCGCUUCUCGAGGGCGUAACGGUGAGUGAGAAUGGUGCCGAUGGGAUCCGGUACGUGGGACAUGAUCUGCGUGCGGAUGAGCGAACCGAUCGUAGCAAGGUGUUCGAUUUCUGCACGCUAACCUCAACCGCCUGGCAGAUCUACCCACUGCAGUUAUCCUUCGAACAGUCACCUUUCGCGCUCUCUCCGAAAGAGUGUGCGCGAUCCUUCGAAACCGCCUUUGGGUACGUGCUGACCAUGCACUUCGUGUACUUCGAAAUGGCACGCAACGAAUCGGCCCAGAUCACGGUGUAUGACGGUAUGUCCGAGAACGAUCGAUUGCUGGCAUCGUGGAAUGUACGGAACUUCACGCGACCACAGAGUGUUACCAGCACGAGAGAGAAGUUAUUCAUAAAACUGCAUGCGGAAUCGCGUUCGGCGGUGUUAGCACACUUUCGCGUUACGUCCGGCAUCACUAAGGCGUACGAUCUCAAUGUAACACAGGGUAUGAUCGUGGACAAUGGUGGGCGAGGCAUUGCGGUGGACAAUCUGCGAUCGCAGGUACACGUGCAUGAGACCACGAUCACCAACAACCGGCACGCUGCUGGAUUGCACGUAACUAGUGGAGCUGGCGAUGUCAAUGUGACGCAUUCUCGCAUCAACUUCAACCAGGGCGAUGGCAUCAACAUCACCUACUAUGGAGGGAACCGGAAUGUGUCACGCAGUUCAAUUGAAUCGAACCGUGGGUAUGGAUUCGCAGUUUGGUUGAACCACACCGUGACCGAUCGACAGGAGUUCCUCGAGUUCAACCAAACGACCACCGUUGAGUACUCGACUAUCUCCCGCAAUCUCGAGAUCGGAGUGCUGCACGGGAACUUCUGUGGUGACUCGUGGGUCAACGUUACUGGCAAUCUGUUCAACGAUAGUACAAGCGACGCGGUGGACAUUCAAUCGUGCUGGUUUGAAACGCACUCGGAUACUCGACGGCUGCGGUUGCAGAUCGGACACAACAGCUUCGACCAUUCCCACCGGAUUGCUGUUGUUCUUAAUCCGAUUCUGAAUCUCGAGGGCAGGAUCGAGUACAAUCACUUCACACGCGGUCACUAUGGCGCAUUACUGACACGCAACAAACCAUGGGAGGAGUUCCGAUCGCUGCCGGUGAGGUUGCUCGUUCAGCACAACCACUUCAUGAACAACGAGGGUAUCUACGUGGCUUCGUUGGGUCUGUCCCCGAACACCGAUAGCAAGACACAGUGGAUGCUGUUCACACGCAACUUCGUGAAAGGAAACCGCGUCAAGGAAGCAUUUGGACCGCUCGAGGACGAAGGCGAAGGACUCGGUGGAGAAGGCCGACUAAACCCGCGAUCGCGAGUCGCUGCACCGGUCGUGAUCUCUUCGAACAACGUGGAUGUCUUCCGGAACAUCAUCUCGAAUCAGGAGUCCCAGUAUGAGGUUGGUUCGCAGUUGUCCGAUCAGAGUAAAGCGCUGAACGUGACGUAUAACUGGCUGGGGAAUCAGGAUGAGGAGAAAAUCUACGAUCGUCUGUUCCACCGCAAGGAUCGGUACGAUCUGGCGAAGAUUGAAUACUUCCCGUACCUCUUGCAUCACUCGAACCCAGGCACACAGACGAUCGCGCAAUACCAGAAGUUUGUGCCGUUCUUCCACAAGGAGGGCAGCGAACGCAUCGGUGGUGAAGUCGACGGACAGGAGAUCUUGCCGGCCGGAAGUUACACUGUGGAGCGUGACAUUAAUGUGCGACCUGGAGGAAAGCUGAUCUUGAAUUCGGGAGUCAUCCUAAACUUUGCGCCCAGUGUGGGCAUGAUGGUGACGGGCAAGCUCGAGGCUCGUGGUCGAGCUCCUGACGAUAUCCUGUUCACGUUGAAGCGCGAGGCUGUCAUGCUGGAUAACGACACUACGGAAGCGAUCGUCGCCGAUCCGGAGUUUGCAAUGGACAUCGAAACGGAGUCGAUCGUGGAGAAGGUACCGCAUGAAUCGCAAACACCGAAAGUGCCAGUGAGGCUAGUUGGAGGUGCGAAUGAUCAUGAAGGUCGGCUGCAGGUGUACACUGAAGGUGUAUGGGGUACAGUGUGUGAUUACGGGUGGACCAUCACGAAUGCCGCUCUGGUAUGUCACCAACUGGGUCUUGCGUUGAACCCAAUGGAUUGGCGAUUGCAGCGAUCGGAAGUUCCUGGUUCCGGUACGACCGAAGACGUGCUGUUGUCGAAUGUGCGAUGUACUGAGCACGACAUCGACAUCACCAAGUGUCGCGCGGAACGAGCCUCACAGGGUGACUUUGAGAAUUCCUGUGGCCAUGAGAACGAUGUUGGUGUUCGGUGCUACGAAGGUGCCUGGGCUGGUCUGCGGUUUGGAGUACUGGCUGAACGCGCUGACCUGCAGUAUGUGACGAUCGAGAAGGCGGGUUUGUUCGACUACGUCACGAACACCUUCAAGCCGGCGCUCCAGAUGGACCUGGCUAGACAUAACCUGGACAGCGUGCGAGUGGUGGAAAACCUGCAGGAUGGAUUAGGUAUCAUCUACUCGGACAUAUAUGCCGGGUCGUCGGUUAACAAUGUGAAGAAUUCGGAAUUUUCUGCCAACCGUGGAAACGGCAUCAGCAUCAAGCAGCUCGGGCUGAAGGUGCAAGGGAGUAUCAUCAAGGAUAACCGCGGAUCGGGCAUUAACCACGAUCAGGUCGUUUCGUCGCUGGAACAACGUGAGAUCACGAGCUGGUUCAACAUGGUGCCGGACUUUAACGUGGACGAUUCCGACUACCGGCCGAUUAUGUUACCGGAAAGUGCCACUACCAACAUCGACAUCGAUCAGUGGCAGAUCAAGCACAUCAUCACAACACCGGUGCGGGGUGGACAAGUCGAACGGAAGAUUAUCAUCCAGUGUCAGCCGGGCUACGUGAUCGGCAUACAGCUGUUGAAUCCGAUCGAAAACCGCUCCACCGAAAACAUCUGGAUCUACGACUCGCUGACGGGCAGCAGCGAGAGCGACAUCUGGCAAGUGAAACGUGAUCUGUCGGUAUUUCCUCUCACAACCAGCAGUUACGGAGCGAUUCUGCAGUAUCGUAGCGGACCAGCAGCACUUGGAGGAGCAGUACUUGUGCUGCGUUCCAUCCAGGCUCCGAUCCAGAACAUCUACAACCGGAUCGUGCGCGGGCCAGUGCCAACGCUUCAGGUGACGUCUACCAAAAUCCAGCGUAACUUCCGAGGUCUCACGGGGACGUACUACAACCGGUAUCUCGGUGAAUCGGGAGAGCUGUACCUGCGGAAGGCCAACGAAUCGAUCAAGCUUGUCAACUGCGAGAUCAGCCACAACCGUGAGGAGGCGCUGUUCAUCCAUUCGCCGUUUUGGGACGUACACGUGAGCAACAUCUCGGAGAUCACCAUCCACGUCAACAACAGCUUGGUGCGGGAUAAUGGGCGCGGUAUUAGACAGUUCUCCAAGGACUUGCGAUCCUCGAACAACCUGUUCCAUUACGUGCUGCAGGACACGACAGUGGAAAGCAAUUCGUACGGUGGUCUGGAGUUGAGCCUGCCGUACGUGUGGCAGUACAACGAGAACUUCACGCACUCCGUCUUCCUCGGCAACGACACGUGGGCCAGAAAUCGAAAGUUCGGCGUAAUGAUAGAUGGUCACUACGCGGCAAUCAACAUUUCGUCUAACAUCUUCACAGAGAACGUGUGCGCUCAGGGUGUUAUUGGGUUCCGUGGGAUGGAGAAGAAAAUGCGCAUCGACAACAAUCGCAUCACGCGGAACUACGGUAGCUAUAUGGUUGAGUUCCGGUCGGACAGCCAGAGUGAGAUUCUCGGCGAGAUACCAGCGCUGUUGGCGUUCAACCAGAUCGAGAGCAACGAGGAACUAAAGGACACGCGAUCUUCGAUGCGUAAUUUCAUCCGUGGUGAACGACACAACGCUAACGAUCCGACGUGCGUGAUUGGAUUUGGGGGUGUACAGAAGGUCCAGAUCUACCGAAACGUGAUCUCGAACAAUCAGCAGAACUACGAUCUGAUUGCGGGCGUGAAAUCCGCCCGUUUGAGGAAUUAUCUCGAUGCUCGAGAAAACUGGUGGGGUAGCAGCGACGAGUUGCACAUUCGCAAACGCAUAUUCGACUUCGACGAUUGGAACAACCACGCGGAGGCGUUGUACCGUCCGUACCUGAUCGAGGACGUAAUCGAUGGUAGCGUGUCUGUGAGCGAAGGUCCAAGCCCGCCAGUCGAUCUGGACGCGCUUGGUGGCCGAAUCCAGGAAAAUCUGAUGAUCUACCGGCGAGAAACACCGUACGUCGUUAGAUCCGACAUAACCGUCAUGCCUGGGGUGACAUUGAGCAUUUUCCCGGGUGUGGUGAUGGAGUUCGCUCCGAACGUGGGCAUUCUGGUGCUUGGAACACUACUUGCACGUGGUACCAGCGAUGCCGAGGUGAUCUUAAGACCCAUUGAGAGCGCUUCGGAGUCGAUGGUGCGUGUUGAGCGUUCACUGGAAAACAUGGUGAACUACGACUCGAUUCGGCUCUGCACCAAUCGCAACUGCUCGCAAGGCGAAGGUGAACGUGAGCGAGUGAAGGAAGGCUUCCUGGAGUACUACAACCACACAACGCUUCAAUGGAUUCCGAUCUGCGAUCGACGGUUUACGGAGCGAAACGCACAGGUGGUUUGCCGCGAGUUGGGGUACGAUCCGCUGGACGUUUUCUUUGGUCACGAUCGCAGGAUCGAGUUUCACACGAAUUCGCUGACACGCAUCUGGUCUUGGGUGGAACCGAUGGAAUGCCACGGUGACGAACCACGGCUGGAAGAAUGUCCGGAAAGGUUGAACGGACAGUUGUACGGUCGCCGGCACGAGUGCCAGUGGGAUUCGGAGUUUGUGUUCAUCAGCUGUAAUGGAGAUUCGGAACGCCGCAACUAUUGGGGAGGAGUGCGCUUCGCGAAUCAGGACUUUGAGGCGAGCAUGUACGAACACAGGUUGCAUGACGCGUUGAAGCACUCCACCACGCAACCGGUCGAAAGUGUGAUGGAUUUCGUGAGGAUCCAUCGUGCGGGUAUGCUGCACGGUGAAAAGUCUCCCGCCAUCCAGACGAUAGCUAAGAAUCCGAGUAUCUCGUCGGUGUCGAUCAGAGACAGUGCGCACCAUGGGGUGAAUUUGAUUUCGCCAACGAACGCGAUCCACCUGAACCAUUUGCAGAUUCUGCGGAGUCUUGGACAGGGCAUUAAUGCGAUCUCGUUAACAGGCGAAGGACGCGAGAGCGAUGAGUCGAGCUAUAGUCCGCUGAAGGACCUCGAUUUGCCGUACAAUCUGUUCUCGCUGGUCGAUAUCUGUGACACGAACAAAGAGAUUACGCUGGAGGAGCGUGUUCUUGUGUACUACAAGUACGACAACAAUCCGGUCAAUUGCGUGAAGAUCUUCAAGAGUGCGUAUCGCGUUAAACCUCUCGGGUUCCGCUUGCUGCAGUCGAACCUGUUCAACCACUCGAAGGAGUACGGACGCCGGGACAUGAUCCAGCUGAUGGAUGGCGACAUCUACAACGUUUCAUCGCGUAUCAUCGGUACCGUAGAUGCUGAUUCCGACAAUCAAAAGCGCCUGUUUAGGACGAUGGAGCCAGCUCUGAGUGUACGGUUGAUUGCAAGUGGAGCACCGGCCCGACACGGAUUCAUUGCGGAAGUGGUCACUCUACCUAUAUCGGCUAUCGGAUUCAAUCGUGACGCUCAGCACAACAUAUCGAACACAGAGAUUCAGGGUUGCGUUGGUGGUGCUCUACAGUACACAUCCGUCGGCGAAGUGUCCCCGAUGCUUACGCUGGAGAGAAACCGAAUCAUGAGCAAUUGCCGUCAAUUGUAUGGAAAUUUCUCGUCUUGCGAGUCGGCGAUCAGGAUCGAUGUUCAAAACAUGCAGUCGUUACACUUUAGGAACAAUUUGGUACAGGCGAACCAAGGCGGUUUGUCUAUUCGUGCGGACUCUCGCGGUUCAGCUACAUCGUUGCGUGGUUGGAUUCAUCACAAUCUGUUCGCACGCAAUCGCAAUCGACCCGCGAUCAACGUUGAUGGGCGACAGUCUUCACCGUACCAGGAAGUGAUCAUCCACAACAACUACAUCACACAAAACGACGCAACCUUCCGGGAUGUGGUCGUACUGAAGCAGGUCGUUUCGAACUUUACCUACAACUACGUGCACCGCAACAAGGGACUGCGGAUUAUACAAGUCUCAGGCUUCGAUCGCGUACGGCUUCCGAUCUACCAGACUACGACCCACAACGGAUUCUAUGAUAAUGUGGCUACUGAUUGGGAAGGACGAGCUACGAUCGUCGCUGGAACCGCCGGGCAACACUACAUCGAUAACAUUUUUGCCAACCCAGACAACGAUUACGAAAUCAUCACCGUGAACCGUUCCAUAAUUGAUUUCCAGUACUGGAAUAGCACCUUGGAUGUGUGGAAAACGAAAAUCGACGCUCGGCACAACUACUGGAGCUACAACGAGACGCUGGCGGUGAGCUCGCGAAUACGCGAUCGCUUCGAUGAUCCUCAACUGUUGGAGGUGUCCUUUUUGCCGCUACACAUGAACAACUUAACGGUGUUGGAUGGCAAGUGUCCGCCCGGUUGGACGUUGCUUAUCGACACGUGCUACAUGUACGUUGGUGCUCCGAUGAGUUUCCGGGAGGCGCGUGAUUUCUGUCGAUCGGAUAACGCCUCGUUGCCAUUCAUUCACGGUGAUUCGAACACACUGUGGUUAUUUAUUGAGCAGCAGUCAAGGUCGUUGCGGAACUACGAACGUGUGUGGGUGCAGGAUGCAAAUUAUAUCGAUCGCUGCACGUCCUUCCUUUACCAGAACGUUGAGGUGGAGGAGUGCCACAACCGGCACGCAUUCUUGUGUGAAAUCGAUCCAAAGGUUGAAAUUGAUCCCCUCCACUGGACGGCGAGUGUGGAGGUGAUCGGAAUCAUCGUUGCCCUCGCACUGCUCCUGGUACUGAUCUGCGUUGUGUGCGUGUGCUGGUGCAGUAAGUCUCGCUAUCGAGAGGCACAACGAUUGCAACGACGCAACAGCAUUCGGCAGAGUAUGCGCAGCCUGAACAGCAUCGAUCCACAAGGAUCCUUACGCAGGAGAAACUAUGCAAUGUCACGAUCAACGGAUACGCUGCGUACCGCCACUACGAACGACUACAAACGAAUGGCAUCGAACGGGUCAAUUGAGUCCGUGGAUAAGAGUGUUCUAAGUACCGAAACUAGCUACGAUAUGUACGAUCAUAAGCAGAAACAACAGUACAGCAACGAGUACGCUGAGCAGCUGAAAAGCCAGCUCGGUUACAGCGAAAGUAAUGGUGCUGCCUCUGAGUAUGUCCCGAACGGAACUAGUCCUGCGAAAACGAAGGUGUACGGAUUGCCGGAAUAUAGCAGCCACGCAGGAAGCAUCGCGCUGGAGCUGGCUUUCCGCAACGAAGGUUUCAGGGAUACUUCGACGACUUACUCGGGUGUGACCCGCAAUAAUUCGAUAAGCACUGCCAUCAACGAAGACACCCCGAUAAUACACGCGCCAGGAGGCGGCGAGGAGAUCGAAGAAAAUGGCUCGGAUUAUUACGGCAACUCGAGCACACUGCCCAUGCGAGUGCAGGAUAAACUUUACUUCCUGAACGAAAUGAAUCACCAGCUGCCAGAGUACGAGCCGCCGACGACGUCCAUCAGUCACAGUAGCUUCCAACCGGCAAGAAACUCGCAAACUGGCUCGAUAUCGAGUGUACAGAGAGUUCCACCGGCUCGUCCGGCUCCUCCAGUGGUACCUCCUUUGGGCCACGUGUACCAGCAACCAUCGAUGCAGGUACGCCGGCCAGCACCUCCCGAACCGGAGCAAAUGCGUCGUCCCGAUUCGUACAUGAAGGCUGUGAAGAAGUACGCAACUCCCGGCCGAGAACGGGAAUCGAUUUUGCCACCACCGCGCAUGGAUAGCCAGCGGCCAAAGACACUGUAUGAGUCCUCCGGGGAGCAACAGGCACCGGUAUCUCCUAUCAUAGAUCCGUCAGCCACCAUGCCAUCUGGCCGAUCCAACUACUCACGGUCAAAAUCGGAAGCAUUGCUGGAGACGAACUUUGAUGGAGCAGCCACUAUCACACCCGUGUUAAGUGCGGACAGUCGAAGCCACUCACAACCGCUUGAAACUGCUAUGUGAGAAAGUGCAAAACGUUUAGAGCAUUCUGGGAAUUGAGUGCAUAUACUCCAACAUAUUUCAUGUUAUUUGUUUGUUUUGUAAACGAAUUGUACAGCUAGACUUA
Molecule: messenger RNA, 9487 nt
Organism: Anopheles nili
Lineage: Eukaryota; Metazoa; Arthropoda; Insecta; Diptera; Culicidae
Gene: bark
Product: protein bark beetle
Exons: 10
Coding region: 1-9384 (3127 amino acids)
Cellular component (GO): membrane
Source: RefSeq, a predicted model, not a curated record